AUGCUAAAGUCCAACCACAACGAGGUGGCCAGGAUGGAGAAGGCACAAUCACCAAAGAUAGCCAAGGGCAUCCGCGCCGGGAAGACAGGCACCGUCAUUCUGCCGAAAAGCGGCCCUAAACGGUUCACGAGAGCUGACCUUCAGAAGCAUCAGCCGGUGAAGAUGAUCAUGACGGAUAUGGACGGCACAUUCCUGAACUCUUAUCAUAGCGCGUCGAAGCCCAACGUGGAAGCUUUCGCGAGUCUCAAGAACCACGGCAUUAUCGGCGUCAUUGCAACUGGCCGGCCUCGACAGAGCGUCAUCAGCGGAAUUGGUCUAGAGACUUUCCAGCGUAUGAUGAACAACCAAGCCGGUCCAGGCAUCUUCAUGAACGGCAGUGUUGUCUACGGUCCUGAAGGCGAGAUUCUCUUUGAGAAGCACAUCGAAGCCGAUGCACUGCGACGUGUCCUGGCCACUUUGGAGAGGCUUGGUUGGAGAAAUAGAGUGUGCGGUUAUAACUCGCAAGGCAUCUACUGUGAAGAAAAGAACACGGUCAACUGGCGGCUGCACCUCGAGUAUGGAGAGCCUGAACCAUUACUCAUUCCACGAGGAACCCUCGACGAUAUGAAGUUCAGCAAACUGAUCGUCAAUGGAACAGACACCGAAAUCGACAUCCUUAGGCCAGCAUUGGAAUGUGAGCUACCAGCAGACGCUACGAGCGUACGGCCGCUAACAUGGAAUCUGGAAGUCAUUCCGAAGGGCAUAUCGAAGGCUACAGGAAUGAACGUGCUGCUCAGUCAUUUUGGCCUCUCCAAAGAGAAUGUCCUCACAAUGGGAGAUAGCGAGAACGACAUCGAGAUGUUCCGCGCAGCAGGAGUUUCCGUCGCGGUAACCAACGCCAGUAGUAUUGCGAAAGAAGCCGCGCAGUACGCUACUGUCUCAAAUGACGAGCACGCCUUCGCGGUCGUCACAAGAGCUAUUUGUAAUACCCUGCAAGAGGCGCAGUCCCCUUUCAACCUGUAG
Messenger RNA from Besnoitia besnoiti, 1002 nucleotides. RefSeq names its product Cof family hydrolase subfamily protein. Lineage: Eukaryota; Apicomplexa; Conoidasida; Eucoccidiorida; Sarcocystidae. Gene Ontology annotation, molecular function: phosphatase activity; magnesium ion binding. Gene Ontology annotation, cellular component: cytosol. The transcript has a single exon. The record is from RefSeq and is a predicted model, not a curated record. Bases 1 to 1002 code for a protein of 333 amino acids.